AUGAGUUUUGGCUUUGGUGUCGGAGACUUCCUCGCCACUCUGCAACUCGCCGACAACUUGAAGAAGUGGUUCGCACAAGCGCCCAGUGGUUUUAAGGCCAUUUCUGCAGAUGUGAAAAGCCUGUGGGCUGUCCUCCAUGACCUCGACGACAUUCCCAAAGACGGCCUCAGCGUGACCCAAAAAGCGGAACUGGAUGUGAUCGUUCAGCGAGGCCGCGAAGUUCUAUUGGGGAUCGAAGGCAAGCUUAGCAAAUACAAUGUCCUCGCAGACUUGACAGCCGACAUCGGGGCAGAAGUCCACGCUAUGAAAGACACACACGAUGCGCAGUUACACAGCGAAAUGCUUGCCUGGAUUUCUCCCAUCGAUACCUCGGAACGGCAGCGGAAGUCCUUUGACAUACACGGCGAAGGAACGAGCGAUCACGCCUUGCUCUGCACUGGAGCUCCCGGGGCAGGCAAGACAAUCCUAACUUCGAUCGCAAUUGACCGCCUCCAGAAGAAACAUUCCCACAAAGACGGCAUCGUCAUCGUCUACCAUUACUUUCAUUAUCAAGAGCAGCUUGGAUAUUCUGAUAUCCUUUCCAGCUUUCUGAGACAACUGAUCGAAGCGAGCAGAGGCGAUGUGGAAAGCUUUCUCGAUGGAAACGUAACAUAUUUGCCAGAGUUCCUUCAGGGGAAGUCCGAGCUCUGGAAUUAUAUUCGACACCAGAUCAUUGAAUCCGCCGGAGGCAUAUUCCUACUGGUCCGCCUCUACUAUACCCUGCUUCUCGACGAAAAGAACGAAAAGGGCGACGCUAUAGCAGUUGUAACUGGUAUUGACGAUAUAGCUUCCGUCUGCUGUGGGCUAGUCGUGGCGGACAAACACGCCAACACCACUCGGAUGGUACAUCUCACGGCCCAGGAGUAUCUUAAUCGGACCUGGCAGACUUGGUUUCCGAACAUGCAUGAAUAUUUGACCAAUACAUGUCUGACGUACCAGUGCCGCGACCAGAGUAACCCUUUCUAUUCGUACGCAGCUCACGAGCUAGGGACCCAUCUGCGUCAUAGCUUGGGCAAAAAUUUGCUUCUCAUGACAUUCCUCGAGAAUGAUUUUAAGGUUUCUCGGUGCAUGUGUGAGAUGUUUGGUCUAGAAGCGGGGCUCAAAUUCCCUGGAAUCCAUCUCGCAGCGCUGCUCGGUCUUGAAGAUCAUGUUCCCAAGUUGAUUUUUCGCCCUGGGACCAAGUGGGCGGACGCUCGAGACCACCUUGGCCGUACACCUUUAAUAUGGGCUGCUGCGCAAGGCAACAGCAGCGUGGUCAGUACCUUGCUUCGUUUCCAAGCCGAUAUCAAUGCCGAGACACUCGAGGGUUUCACACCACUGUUCUAUGCAGCAGCAUAUGGUCAUGCCGAAAUGGUCACCAUGCUGAUCAGCUGGGGCGUAGGCGGGGCCGGGGUUCAACUCGGUCCCGAGUCGCUCUUUACUAUGGGGGACCAUGCCCUGGUCGCACAAUUAUUACUCGAUGCAGGGUCCGACGUGAACCACCAGAACAUACGCCAGGAGACCCCUUUCAAAAAGCCGGAUCAAGAUCCCUUGACCGUUGCAGCACGGAAGGGCCAUGUCGCAAUCACUCGACUCCUAUUGAAAAACGGCGCAGGAGAUGCAUCUCUUGUGCGACGCAUUCUGCAGGCGGGCUGCGACCCCAAUCCCCGAGACAUAUUCGACCGAACGCCCCUAUUUGCCGCUGUUUGCUUGGACCGGGCUCAGGUGGUGAAAGUGCUUCUCGACCACCACGACAUUGAAAUCCAGAUUGAGGACAGAUUGGGAUACACUCCACUCCAAGAGUCAUACCGAAGACAGAACUAUGGGAGCUACUCCGCACCAUCAGAAAUGCAGUACAGCGCGUACUCUCACUACGACAGGAAAAAAGAUCCAGAUCAAGCGCAAAUCUUUGGGCAAGCUGCUUUGAUAUGA
This is a messenger RNA of Aspergillus fijiensis CBS 313.89, 1950 nucleotides long. RefSeq names its product ankyrin repeat domain-containing protein. The record is from RefSeq and is a predicted model, not a curated record. The coding region runs from base 1 to 1950 and encodes 649 amino acids. Gene Ontology annotation, molecular function: protein binding. The transcript has 12 exons. Lineage: Eukaryota; Fungi; Ascomycota; Eurotiomycetes; Eurotiales; Aspergillaceae.